Molecule: messenger RNA, 1896 nt
Organism: Cynara cardunculus var. scolymus (artichoke)
Lineage: Eukaryota; Viridiplantae; Streptophyta; Magnoliopsida; Asterales; Asteraceae
Exons: 10
Coding region: 34-1638 (534 amino acids)
Biological process (GO): protein ubiquitination
Cellular component (GO): Cul4A-RING E3 ubiquitin ligase complex
Source: RefSeq, a predicted model, not a curated record
UGCUGGAUAAUACGUGUAGGAAGAGUGAACGAAAUGGACGAGGAUCAUCGACAGAGGCUUCUAGACAGAGAACUGUAUCAAAUCGAACAAAUAAGGCAGCUUGAUUCGGAGGAAUUGGAGAUCGAAGAGGUUGAACAUGGCCACCAAUCAUCUGAUGACGAUCCAUACGAUGACCGUGCAUAUGGUUCGGCUUCUGGAUCUGGUGGUUAUACUUUCAAUACUUCUUUGGCUUCUUUGCAUUCUUAUCUUGGUGAGGUUGAAGAUACUCAUAAUAGGCUGGCUUUCUUGGAUGGUGGUGUCAUAUUACAUGUACCGCUAUUUUAUCUUGAAGGUGUAGUUUUGUUUCCAGAGGCGACUCUUCCACUGAGAGUAAUUCAACCAAAUUUUAUAGCUGCUGUGGACAGGGCACUGAGACAAGCAGAGGCUCCUCACACCAUAGGGGUGGUUCGUGUUUAUAGGGAUGGUGACAAUGGGACAAUAAGAUUUGCAACUACCGGGACUACGGCUGAGAUUCGGCAGUAUCGGCGAUUGGAGGAUGGUUCGAUAAAUGUAGUUACUCGUGGCCAGCAACGGUUUCGAUUAAGACGACGGUGGAUUGAACUUGGAGGAGCACCAUGUGGUGAGAUCCAAAUCAUCGAAGAAGACUUGCCUUUAAGGACUCCACGAGAUGCCGUUGGACAACUCGCACCAUUAAGGAACUUGUCUGCAGCCAAUGCUUCUCAUUCUAAGCUACUAGUUCGCGGGAAUCAGGACCAUGAUUCAGAUGCAUCAUCAGAUGAUAGUUUCGAGAGCAAACUAUCGUUAACUGAACGCAGAUUGCAUAGUUCUGCACUCGUUUCUUCUUAUCCUCAUGAUUUGUUAGGUGAGUCAACAAGUAGCGAUGAUGACAGGCUGAUGUGUGAACCAGAGCUUCAAUUGGAAAACUCACUUCAGUCAUUACAUUCCGUCAAGAACAGAAGUCAUGAUGAUGGCUUAAAGGGGCAUGAGAUGAAGCGUCUGUCUGAUAUGCCUUUCAGAGGGGCAAAACGGAGAAAUCACUCCAUACACCGAUUAAGGGAAUGUCCACGAGCUUAUUGGCCCUAUUGGGCUUAUCAGAUGUACGACUCGUAUUGUCUUGCUCAACGAUUAUCAGAUAUGUGGAAAAAGAUAGUAGGGACACCUAGCAUGGAUGCACUUGUGAGGAAACCAGGUCUUCUUUCUUUUCAUGUUGCAAGUAAGAUUCCUGUGUCUGAAUCAACAAGACAGGAGCUUUUGGAGAUAGAUGGAAUUUCUUAUCGGUUACGGCGCGAAAUUGAGUUGCUCGAGAAUUUUGACCGGAUCAAAUGUAGAAGUUGUCAGACCGUGAUUGCGAGCCGUAGUGAUAUGUUGGUGAUGUCUACUGACGGGCCUCUCGGCGCUUAUGUGAAUCCGAGUGGCUAUGUGCACGAAAUAAUGACACUCCUUAAAGCAAGCGGAUUGGCACUUAUUGGGAUUCCGACCGAAGAGUAUAGCUGGUUUCCCGGAUAUGCAUGGACAAUAGCGUAUUGUGCAACUUGUGAAUAUCAAAUGGGAUGGCUUUUCACUUCGACAAACAAGAAACUGAAGCCUCGAUCGUUUUGGGGCAUACGGAGUUCACAAGUGGCAGACGACAUGCAUUAAAACGAUACUCGAUAUUCAACCGUGUUUUGCCAUUCGCAUGAUUGAUGAUGCAUCAAUCACAACUUGUAUGAUUUUGUUUUUAAUCCGUUUUUUUGUUCUACUUUUUAUGUUGGUUUCUUUCUUAUUUUCAAGAGUUGAUGUUACCACAAGUAUGUAUUUUCCUAGUUUUGUAGCAUUUACCCAUGUUGACUUUUCGCGUUUUAACUCCCUUAAUUUGUUGCCACUUUGAAGAAAAUAGGUGCAUGUAACGUACACCGG